Molecule: messenger RNA, 201 nt
Organism: Purpureocillium lilacinum
Lineage: Eukaryota; Fungi; Ascomycota; Sordariomycetes; Hypocreales; Ophiocordycipitaceae
Source: RefSeq, a predicted model, not a curated record
AUGUUGACAAGGGUUGGCGGAAGACUUGUGAGAUACAGGGCCUCGUGCGUGGUCAAGGCACGCCUAUGCCAACCGAGGAGGCAAGCGUCAUCUUGUUGGGGACUCGAUCUCGAGGUUGGGCUUGUCUGUCGACAGGGCCGAGCUGGGAGGAAUCGCCGGUUUGGAAUUGGGCUGCUGUUGGGACUCGCGCGGAGGCCUUGA